This is a messenger RNA of Capsicum annuum, 586 nucleotides long. Its product is annotated as protein IQ-domain 26-like. NCBI's taxonomy places the organism in Eukaryota, Viridiplantae, Streptophyta, Magnoliopsida, Solanales, Solanaceae. Gene Ontology annotation, molecular function: protein binding. The record is from RefSeq and is a predicted model, not a curated record.
AUAUGUUUCUUUUGUGUGUUGGCUGGUUCUGCUGGUAGCCAUGUUUAACAUUAGGACUGUCUUAUGCUGAUAGAUGAUUCCACUAUGAAUAAUCGCUCGGUUUCAUUUUUUUAUUCAAAUCUUGACAACUAUUGGACUCGCAUGUCAUUGAAGAUCUUGAUGAUUGGUUUGCCUCGCUUAAUUUAGGAGAAAUCUUGACUAUCCAAGUUUGUAGAAAAUGGGUAAAGCUACGAAGUGGUUCAAGGGGUUGCUUGGGAUGAACAAAGACAAGCAAAAUGUAGGCAUGUUGAAUUCCUCCGAAAAGAGAGAGAAGAAAAGAUGGAGCUUUAGGAGGAAGUCUUCUAAAGAAUCUACUGGUGAGAAUCUGGUGAACUUUUCGGGGAGUGUCCUUGAGGUGGAUACUAAUUGGCUGAAAUCUUACGUAUCUGAGAAUGAAACGGAGCUGAGGAAGCAUGCAAUUGCUGCGGCUGCUGCCGCGAUGCUGCGGUAGCCGCAGCGCAAGUUGCCAUGGCAAUGGUGAGAUUGACACGUCAAGGCCCGCAAUGGGCUGCUGCUAAGAUUCAAAGUGUUUUCAGAGGUUAUUUGG